CGUCAGAGAAGAGGCUACCCAACACCGGAAGUUUCUUCUGUCUGAUUCUUUGGUUUGGAAGUGCUGCGGGAUUCUAUGGAAGAGAUGUCAGGAGAGAGCGUGGUGAGCUCCGCAGUGCCGGCGGCUAGUACUCGGACCACCUCCUUCAAGGGCUCCAGCCCCAGCUCCAAGUACGUCAAGCUGAACGUAGGGGGCGCUCUUUACUACACCACCAUGCAGACCCUGACCAAGCAGGACACCAUGCUCAAGGCCAUGUUCAGUGGACGCAUGGAGGUGCUCACCGACAGCGAAGGCUGGAUUUUGAUUGACAGGUGUGGGAAGCACUUCGGCACCAUCCUGAACUACCUGCGGGACGGCGUGGUGCCUCUGCCGGAUAACCGGCGGGAGACGGAGGAGCUGCUGGCCGAGGCCAAGUACUACCUGGUGCAGGGGCUGGUGGAUGAGUGCCAGGCGGCACUGCAGAACAAAGAUGCAUACGAGCCCUCCUGCAAAGUCCCCUUGGUGACCUCAUCGAAGGAGGAACAAAGACUGAUCGCUACCUCCAACAAGCCAACCGUGAAGCUGUUGUACAACAGGAGCAACAACAAAUACUCCUACACCAGCAACUCUGACGACAACAUGCUGAAGAACAUCGAGCUGUUUGACAAGCUGUCCCUGCGCUUCAACGGCCGCGUGCUUUUCAUCAAGGACGUGAUCGGGGAUGAGAUCUGCUGCUGGUCCUUCUACGGCCAGGGACGCAAGAUAGCCGAGGUCUGCUGCACCUCCAUCGUCUACGCCACCGAGAAGAAGCAGACCAAGGUGGAGUUCCCCGAGGCGCGCAUCUAUGAGGAGACGCUGAACAUCCUGCUGUACGAGUCGCAGGACGGGAGGGGGCCGGACAACGCCCUGCUGGAGGCCACCGGGGGCGCGGCUGGACGCUCCAGCCACCUGGACGAGGACGAGGAGCGGGAGCGCAUCGAGAGGGUGCGGCGCAUACACAUCAAGAGGCCAGACGACCGCACACACCACCACCAGUGAAGACAUAUCCCUCUCUCCAUCUAUCCUUUUCUAUCUAUCUAUCUCUUCAUCACUCUAUCACUAUCUCUCUCGCUCUUUCUCUCUCCCCACUGGACGAGGAGAGGGAGCACAUCGAGAGGGUGCGGCGCAUACACAUCAAGAGGCCAGACGACCGUGCACAACACCAACAGUGAAGAAGACCUUCAUCUUUCGUCUCCUCCCCUCUCUAUCCCUCUUUCUCUCUCUCUCUCUCUCUCUCUCUCUCUGUCUUUGUAUCCCUCUCUCCUUCUCUCCACCCGGAUGAGGAUGAGGAGAUGGUGCGUCGCAUACAAAUCAAGAGGCCAGACGACCGCUCUCACCACCACCACCACCAGUGGAGACAUAUCACUCUCUCUAUUAGUCUAUCUAUCGAUCUAUCUAUUCAUUCUCUCUAGUACUAUCUGUCUUUCUCUCUCUCUCUCUCUCUCUCUCUCUCCCCCCACUGGAUGAGGAUUAGAAGAGAGAGUGCAUCAAGAGGGUGCGGCACAUACACAUCAAACGUCUAGAUGACCUCACACACCAGUGCAGACCUAUCUAUCUCUCCAUCAGUCUCUCUCCUCCUCUCUUUCCCUCUUUCUCCCUCACUUGGACGAGGAUAGCGAGGGCAUAGAAGAGGUGCGGCGUUUACACAUCAAAUGAUCAAACGACCAGGACUUUUUUCUUUUUCUUUCUCUGUCUCUCUUUCUCGCCAUUUCUGUCAAACUCUCUCAUCUCUCUUUCUCUCCUGUACUGUGAACACCCAUUGUCAUCAGAGACCCCCCCACCCCCACCCCUUUGCCAUCUCUUUCCCUUCAAUCCAGUCCUCUCCCUUUAGCUCUCAUUCUCUCACUCUUCCUCUCUUCCUGACCCUAGGGAUCUCCCACCAUCAGUGAGGACUUUCACUCUCUUCCUCUCCCUCUCUAUCCCUCUCUUCCUCUCAUUCUCUUUCUCUGACCGCUGUGAGCGGCACCCACCACCAUCACCCAUCACCAGUGACCCUUCUCUACUCUUUCUCUUUCUCCCUCUUUGUAUCCCUCUCUUCCUCUCAUUCUCUUUCGCUGACCCCCCGCGAUCACACACUCACGCCCAGCCCCUGGUGAGUUUGUCUACACCCUCCUCUGACUUCCUCUGCGCCUGUGCCUUACAACCGCCAGCUCUUCAGCUGGAACACCCACCCACAUACCACACACACACACACACACACCCUUGUCUGUCCUGCCCAUUUAUUUCUUUAAUUCUGUUAUUUCUCACACAUGCUCGCUCACAAAUACACACACACACACACACACACACACACACACUCUUCUUCUUUGCCUGUUUUUUUGUCUCUAUUAUUUUUUUAUACAACACAUGUAUACAGUAUUUUUAGUUGAAGUUUUAGCUUUGAAGUGCUAUUGCUGUCCUGAAGGCAGCUGUGCGGCGAGUAGGCCUUUUGUCCCGGGGCCAUCUCCGUGGUUACUGCGUGCUGGGGCGCUGGAGGCAUCGGGGAAACACCUCCUAGAGUGAGGACCAAGUACUGUACUUUGCUGUAAAGUGCUGAAAACAUGCAAACCACCACUGUAGGUUUAUUCCCAUUCCUUUUUUCGUUUUUCUUUUUUUUUGUCUUCUCAGAUGUGAGAUCUAUUGUACUGUUUUUUUUUGACGAUACAUGGGUCCCAUGCACACGCAUUCAGUUUAUAUCUACCAAAAAUGAUUUGAGAAAGACAAAAUUGAACUCCCAGUAAUCAAGGUGUUUACCGCACACACACACACACACAUACACACACACACACACACACACACACAUACACACAGUCAUCAGGGUUGCAGAAGAGUUGACGCUUCAGUUGUGUCGUCUUGAGCUGUAAAAAGCUUUUGGCACUUUGGGUGGACUUAUAACUGCUCAUGAUUAUUGAUCAGGGGUGCAUUUCUUGACCGUGUCGUUACUAACUUACUUGGUUGCAGUGCAAUUUCCCAUUGGCGGCCUACUAAGUUGUUAACUGGUUAGCAACAGCGCUUUUGAAAAACUCCUGUGCAGUUGACGGGAUGUGUGUUGCACUAUCGUUGCAUGCGACCUAACUGUGAUGGAGGGGACCAAGUCCCAAGAGAGAAAAAUGUACAGCAUCCAACAAAUGUCCUGGUCACACUGGUCAAAAGGGACGACACCAACAAGAAAACAUGAGCUGAAUCGAGUUCACUUUCACUCUCGUAUAGUAGCAUUUCAAUUAUUCAUCAUCGUGCUCGGCUUGUGGAGUGACCGUAUCAAGUUGUUGUGUGUCCCUUCUGAGCCACCGUAGCUGAGUGAGUGAUUGUCUCCUGAAGUAGCCUCUUUAUUCCAUCGUCUGCUGCUGGCCCAUUUCAAGUUGUAGUCAUCGACUAGAGUGACCAUUUGUGAUGUUUGUCGUUUGUUCUCUCCCUAGGGGCCUAAACUGUUAGCUGUGCCUCCCAAAAAUACUGUGUCUUCUCUUCGACGUUAUUUCAGAUUUGUUUGUUUUAGCCUAUUUUGCAUGUUUUGUUUUUGUUUCGAUUGGCAAUGUAUUUGUUUGUUUCUCUGUGUGUGUUUGUUUGCAUCUUUGAGCUUGUGCUCGAUGAAGUCUCAAUUUGUUCUGUCCUGUGUUGGAUUUCUGUUAAGGAAAUUAAUAAAUGACUUUUAAUUAAUUUCCUUAACAGUUUCAGAAUGUAUUAGUGAGUUGGGGAGUGCAGUAGACAAUGCUACACAUAUCCUAGUGUAGGCAACAGUGUUCAUUUGUUUUACCACCUCUCUUCGGUAUGCGGUUUCUGAGUGAAAACUAGGCUUAUUUCUCGAAGGAGUGUUGUUUUGUUUUGUUAUUGCUUUGUUUUUGUUUGUUUGUGGGGGUUUUUGGAGGGUGGGGGGGUCAAGUAUUCACAAAAAUUCAAAAAUUUUACUCCUGUCUUACAGGUCCAUAGCUAUACUAGCAACAUUGAAUCAUGAUGUGACUCCUCAAACAUACAUACACAUACACAGUCCUGUGUCCUGAACGCGUAAUUCAGGGAGUGGUCAAUAGAGGGCAGCAGUGUUGUGCAGACAGUCCCAAAAAUGUCAUGACUAACUGCAGCAAGGGAGUCACAUUUGUCAACACACACACACACACACACACACACACACACACACACACACACGUCAUAAUCCGUGAUGUGGACAACUGAUGCUAGGAGGGAGGCCUCGUGUAGUUAAGAGCAGAUCAUGUUCUACAUUUUGUUUAAUUAAUAUCAUUUAACCUUGUUCUCCCCCCGGAUUCAGAUUGGUAAGCGAUCGGCUGGAGGUUAAAACCCGAGACGUGUGCGUGCGUGUGUGCG
Messenger RNA from Engraulis encrasicolus (European anchovy), 4311 nucleotides. It is a transcript of the gene kctd10, whose product is annotated as potassium channel tetramerization domain containing 10. NCBI's taxonomy places the organism in Eukaryota, Metazoa, Chordata, Actinopteri, Clupeiformes, Engraulidae. The transcript is spliced from 7 exons. Gene Ontology annotation, biological process: protein ubiquitination; proteasome-mediated ubiquitin-dependent protein catabolic process; protein homooligomerization. Gene Ontology annotation, cellular component: Cul3-RING ubiquitin ligase complex. Gene Ontology annotation, molecular function: protein binding; ubiquitin-protein transferase activity. The record is from RefSeq and is a predicted model, not a curated record. Bases 76 to 1017 code for a protein of 313 amino acids.